Molecule: messenger RNA, 1335 nt
Organism: Thrips palmi
Lineage: Eukaryota; Metazoa; Arthropoda; Insecta; Thysanoptera; Thripidae
Gene: Tcs3
Product: probable tRNA N6-adenosine threonylcarbamoyltransferase
Exons: 7
Coding region: 245-1255 (336 amino acids)
Biological process (GO): tRNA threonylcarbamoyladenosine modification
Cellular component (GO): EKC/KEOPS complex; cytoplasm
Source: RefSeq, a predicted model, not a curated record
GGUUUCGGGGUUCCUAUGUCUCCCGUGUGCUCUACUGCAGCGGGAGUCCGUGUCAAAGGUAAUGUUAUUGUGCAAUUUUUUUGAAUGGGCGAAGUAUUUUCGACAUCAGAACAAUAUUUCUAUGUUGCAAAUGAAGGAGAGGCCCACGCUCAUACCUAAAAUGCUGUGGGACGUGCAAGCCGAUGCAAAUUAGUAAAGCCCGACACAUUUAUUUGAAGAUUGCUUUCGUACGUUCCCAAUUAACAUGGUCAUCGCCAUUGGAUUCGAAGGAAGUGCCAACAAGUUGGGUAUAGGCAUAGUGAAAGAAGGUGUGGUACUGUCAAAUCCUCGAAGAACAUACAUAACACCUCCAGGCGAAGGAUUUUUACCGAGAGAGACAGCACAGCAUCAUCGACAAAAUGCACUGAUAGUUCUACAAGAAGCCUUAGAGGAAGCAAAAAUAAAGGCCGAGGAUGUAGAUGUAGUGUGCUACACCAAGGGCCCUGGUAUGGGAGCUCCACUUGUGUCGACAUCAGUCGUAGCUCUAACUGUGGCACAGCUUUGGAACAAGCCCGUUAUAGGAGUAAACCACUGCAUAGGUCAUAUUGAGAUGGGUCGCCUCAUCACUGGAGCAGACAAUCCCACUGUUCUGUAUGUCAGUGGAGGAAACACUCAAGUAAUUGCUUAUGCUCGGAAAAGAUAUCGUAUAUUUGGGGAAACCAUUGAUAUUGCUGUUGGAAACUGCUUAGAUAGGUUUGCAAGGGUUCUUAAGUUGUCCAAUGAUCCCAGUCCAGGCUACAAUAUUGAACAGAUGGCAAAAAAGGGAAAUAAAUUGUUGAAAAUGCCAUAUGCUGUCAAGGGAAUGGAUGUCUCUUUUUCUGGCAUCUUAUCUUUUAUGGAAGAGAGAGCUCAAGGUCUUUUGGAUUCGGGAGAAUACACACCAGAGGAUCUAUGUUUCUCAUUGCAAGAAACUAUAUUUGCUAUGCUGGUUGAAACAACAGAACGAGCUAUGGCUCACUGUGAAUCAUCUGAAGUUCUUAUUGUUGGUGGCGUUGGCUGUAACUUACGACUCCAGGAAAUGAUGGGCAUCAUGUGCAGUGAGCGAAAUGCUAAACUAUUUGCCACAGAUGAACGGUUUUGUAUAGAUAAUGGAGCUAUGAUAGCUCAUGCUGGCUCAGAAAUGUUCAAGCACGGGUGGAAAACUCCUUGGAAUGAAACUACUUGUACACAAAGAUAUCGCACAGAUGAAGUUGAGGUGAUUUGGAGGGAUGAUUAAAUUUUGAUCAUAUGUGAUCAAAAGGUUUUUGUAUCUUACGAGAGCAUAAAAACACUCAAUAAAACCAUUGAAAUAUCAGA